Diachasmimorpha longicaudata is the source of this 2696-nucleotide messenger RNA. RefSeq lists its product as uncharacterized. Bases 513 to 995 code for a protein of 160 amino acids. The record is from RefSeq and is a predicted model, not a curated record. The transcript is spliced from 2 exons. Gene Ontology annotation, molecular function: DNA binding. NCBI's taxonomy places the organism in Eukaryota, Metazoa, Arthropoda, Insecta, Hymenoptera, Braconidae. Gene Ontology annotation, cellular component: nucleosome. Gene Ontology annotation, biological process: nucleosome assembly.
CACUUGCGUGUCGUAACCCGAAGUUGUUUUUCAUGGGAAGGCGAUAAGGAUGAAACGAGAGGGAAAAAAAUACUCCCUCUUCACCCCUCCUCCUCCCUUCUUGCCUGUCCUGUGUCUGAAUCUCAGCGAAAAAAAAAUGUAAUGAUGUAGUUUUUAUCGCCACAGGGGAUAUAUAUCACUGCGACCCUUUGUAUUAUUCGGCAAUUACGGCGAGUCCGGGGGUUGGGGUAAAAAAUGGUGACGUGUGGCAAAAAAUAUUGACCUUGUGUCGAUAAGGGUUUGAAAUUUGAAAAAAUAAGUAUUGAAUUAAUCAGUGGAAGAAUUAAUUGGAUCUGACAAAAUUACAGAAAUUUUUCAUUCAUUGAAUGAAAAAAACAAAUGACGGAAUAAACUGAAUUUUGCGGAUAAAAAAAUUGAACUACUGCCCCAUGAAUUAAUUAAAUCAAUAAAUUCUCUGUGAAAAUUUCACCCACUCAAUAAUCCCCCAAAAUUGCUGGAAAAAUAAAGUGAGAAUGGCGAAGAGUAGCAGGAAAAAGGGGAAGAGUGUCAGGUCGACGAAGAAAAAUGAUAAGAUUAAACCGAUAAAAUUGGCGGCUCUCGUAGCUUCAGCAAUUCAAGACCUUCGCGAAACAAAGGGCACAACCCCUAAUAAAAUAACUGGAUUCAUAAGCUACGCCUCCAAUUUACCCGAGACUCGAGUGAAGCGUCAGGUUAAAACAGCGUUGAAACGGGGUGUGGAAUAUGGAAUAUUGCGACGUUACCGUGGCCAGUAUUUUCUGCCAACUGGAGAUGAGAUGGACCGUGCUAACCGAAUGGCACUGCGAUUCGCGAGGUUACCAACCUCGACGCCCUCGUCAGCGGGGUCAAACAAUUCAAAAAAAAUUGAAAAAUCCCGGAGGGAGUCGCGAACAUUUCCUGUAACUCCUGUUGCCAGUCUAUCCCGUGUAAGUCGAGGUCUUGACGGGUUGUGGUCUUCAGAGAGCGAUAUGGAGUGAUUUUGUGCCAAUAGAUAUUAUUAAAAUUCUAUUUUUUAACAUUAUCUAACUUUCAUUCAUUCAUGUAAAUCAUGAAAAUUAUCCGGGGGAUCUCUGGAGUUUAUCAGUCCCUUUUUUCGGACUUUUCCAAGUUUUCUUUUUGUCGUGAGUGAUAUCCUCGGUGCAUACGUGCCCUCUGAACUCCAAGACGAAUGAAUUUUUCGGUAGAUUUUCUUCCCGUGUCGAGCGCCAGUUUUUCGGUGGAAAACGAUUUAUAGGGUUUUUAUUGUUAUUUUUCUUGUUCAUGAUAUUGCAGUCUUCCACGUGCUCACUGGGGAUCGCUUGAGAAUGUCAUGCACUUCUGAAAGCCACCCGGGAGACGUUUGGGAAUUCCUGGCACUCCGUUUAACCCCACACCUAUUAUUGUAUAUGAAAGCUCCACUCAUACUGAUAGUCUUCGUGAUAGAACACUCGCGUUGCGAAUAAUAAGAGAUUGAGUAGCAGAAUUUUGAGGGUUUAAUCUCCUUAAAGCACUCGCUCUCAAUGCACCGCGAUUAUUUUUAUUGUACAUUAAAAUAAAAACGGAUUAAAAAUUUUCUCGGGUUAUUUUUUAUAAAAUCAAGUGGUAUAUUCUCACGAUUAUGUAUAUAAUAUUUAAAUAUAUUCAACACUACGUUUUUCUACUACUUCGUAAAAUUAAUUACAUAAUGUAAGUGUAUUUUACACCUCUCGUAAUUGGCAAACGCCCCCUAAUGACUAUCAAAGUACAAUUAGAUUUUCUCGGACCUUAAACAUACAACACAAAACCUGAAAUCGAGAUUGUUGCGACAAGUCGAUCAUUUCCCGAUAAGGAGUGUCGUAAACACGGACUAUCAUUGGACUCGUUUGAUACACUGUUACCACACUAACCACCCAAUUUAAGGGAGAUUGUAGCUUACUCGAAGGGCAUCGUUAACGAUAAUUCAAGGGGCUGAUAUCAGCAAUUACAUACUGAUAAAACAAUUCACUUAUCCAAUGAAUUCAGCUAAAUUUUUUUGGCAGUAGAAUUUUUUUCAGAAUAAUCUCUUCAUUCAUUUGAAAUUUCCUGGUUCAAUUUACCCAUUCAUACCAAUAGAAUUCCGUCAUUUUUACGGAAUAUUUCUCUUUGUGUAUGAGUGCAGUUGUGAUUACAUCAGUGAGAGAUAAGAAGACAAAGGAAAAUCCAUUUAUGGAAUCAGGUUUUUGAUGUUACGGGCGUUUCCCUUUCACUCUCAUCUUCCGGUAAUUUUUUCCUCUCAGUUUUUACUGUUGAAAUAGCCUCGACUGGUUGCUCACCAUUCGCCUAUCGAUAAUAGAAGCCGUGUCAACUGAAUAUCGAACAUCAAGCUCAGCUUGGAUGCAUGCAUUGAUGAACGCUCGUUAUUCAUUCUGUCUAUCGACGAUUCGGCAUGCGAAACCGUCGGCAUCAUUGGGAGCGGGGGGGUGAAGGAGGUAGUUGCGGGGGGCAGGGGGGGGGCUGUAUGCCAGGCCUAUGUUUUCAGUGCUAUAUAUGGUGUGUACAAUACGGGAUGUACGUCCCUCGAGGCCAAAUGCAAGCCUUCGACCCUCGGGGCUCUUUUCAAAUGGAAAAUUAGACCAUUGGAUCGGCGAAAAAGCCCGAGGACACGAACCGAGUGCAUUCAUCAGUGUUCAAUUAUUUUUUCAUGGCUAAUUGAGAGAUGAAACGCGGUUUUGGUUUUUUGU